Messenger RNA from Hermetia illucens (black soldier fly), 801 nucleotides. RefSeq lists its product as uncharacterized. The transcript is spliced from 4 exons. The record is from RefSeq and is a predicted model, not a curated record. The coding region runs from base 129 to 713 and encodes 194 amino acids. NCBI's taxonomy places the organism in Eukaryota, Metazoa, Arthropoda, Insecta, Diptera, Stratiomyidae.
GAUUGAGGAAACCGGUCAUGUAAAAAAAUCGAAUUGGCGAAACGGUUGAAGAGCUUCAGACUUUACUUAAAUUCAGAUCUUAGAGAAUCGUCUCCUGUUAGUAGUGCUUUAGUUGUAUUCACUCAAAAAUGACCUUGGUGCAAAAAAUGUACUUAACAUUCUUUGUCGUCUGCCUCUUUAAAUGUAGUUUAAGCGCGCACAGUAAGAAUCCAGUGCCAUUUUCAAAGUUAGCAACGUGCCAGGAGUUCUCUCAAGAAGCGGAUAAAUGUCUUCACUUUUUCCCAUUUGACAAAAUUAAAAAUUACAAAUCAAAAGAAAACAAGAUCCACCUGAAGUUCUACGUGAUGGCCACGAAGGACGCGAACAUUGUGCUCACCAACGGUUACGGUGAAGGAACUAUUCGAUACACUGCCGUUGUUGGAGGUUAUGCGAACACAUAUUCUUGGUUAAGAAACACAAGUGAUACUACUGUAGGCUUAGACAGCCAUUUACCUAAUAUCCUGUCACCACUUUGGCCCACCCCAAUUACAGUUGAACAGAAACAUAAUGGGCGGCUGGAUAUUUCCAUACCUGGAGUAGCAGAACCACUUCUGACGGCUGACGCGUCCGACUUAACGGAGGUUAAGUCAUUUUGCAUCUACGCAUGGACAAAUCCUUGUCGAUGGUUCUAUAACUGCACUGAGAUUGAAGAUGCGCUAUCAGAUGACUUUUAGAUAACAAUGUGUUGACUAGAUGGGCUGCAGAAAAAUUUAUAGAAAAUUUUUAUAAAGUCUAAACAUCAAUUUAUUACUUUCAAAAGUA